Messenger RNA from Xiphophorus maculatus (southern platyfish), 3087 nucleotides. Its product is annotated as LIM domain kinase 1-like. The record is from RefSeq and is a predicted model, not a curated record. The transcript is spliced from 15 exons. Gene Ontology annotation, molecular function: protein binding; protein serine/threonine kinase activity; ATP binding. The coding region runs from base 222 to 2486 and encodes 754 amino acids. Gene Ontology annotation, cellular component: neuron projection; nucleus; cytoplasm. Gene Ontology annotation, biological process: positive regulation of stress fiber assembly; actin cytoskeleton organization; protein phosphorylation. Lineage: Eukaryota; Metazoa; Chordata; Actinopteri; Cyprinodontiformes; Poeciliidae.
UUUUUUCUCACACUAACAACAAACCACCCACAGAGAAGGGAACAUAUGCACAGGAAGCCUUUACACAUGGAGAAAGGCGGCAGAAAAGUAAAGGGCAACGCCUGCUACUGUCACGGCAGAGUGAGCGUCUGAUUCGCUCUGAAACUCAUGCUGCUAGAAACGCUCUUACUCAACUGGGUGGGUUGUGUGUGACUGCUGUGUCGGUCACUUAGCAGAGCAGAAUGUCACGACGGGACCAAAGGUUUCGGAGGGGAAUAAAAGGACGGUGUUAUGAUUGUGAGUGCAUCCUGUCUAACUGGUACUACGAAAGAGGAGGACAACUCUACUGCAAGAAGCACUACUGGUCUCGCUUUGGAGAGCACUGCCACGGCUGCAAGGAGGCCGUUUCCACAGGACUGGUUAUGGUUGCAGGAGAGCAAAAGUACCAUCCUGAGUGUUUUACAUGCAUGAGCUGUGAAAUGGUCAUAGGAGAUGGAGACACUUAUAUGCUAGUUGAACGCUCACGGCUUUACUGUGGCCACUGCUUUUGUCAGGGUGUUGUGCCAGCUGUGAGAUCAACAUCUCUUACGCAGAGACCCCACAUGGUGGCGCUGGUGUUUCUUCCUCCCACUGCAGCUGGAUGUCGAGGCCUGACAAUUUCUGCUGACUUCAACCAAGACAAAAAACUUCUAAUUACUGUUACAAAUUUAGACCCAGGAGUCCUCAGUCCUGAUCUGCUGUCUUCUGUCCAAGCUGGUGAUCACGUUUUGGAGGUCAAUGGCAUCCCGGUCCACAACAUUUCCCCAGAUGAGAUAAACUGUGUAAUUCACGACACAAGCAGACCUCUCCAGCUCAUCAUUGAACAUAAUCCACAGUCACCUCAUGACCUUCUUCAACCAGACAGCCCCCCAAAUAACAUCAGCUGUCCUGACCCUCAUGUCCACGACAAACUUACUUCUAUCCAUAACCUCCCAAGUCUGGAAGAAGAGCCAAGUACACCAGAGGAACGACAAGAACAACAGACGAGCCUCUCACCGCCUCAGCACCAAGGAAGCACCGGGUUACGAACCAGGCAUAUUCUACGAAGUUACAGCAUAGAUAAAUAUCCCCUGUCUCCUGGAGCAUUGUCGUUUCUCUCUCAAAAGAGAGACAUGGUUCGCUCAGAGUCUCUUCGAGUCGACCCUGGGGAGCGGACACACCGUAUCUUCAGACCGUCGGACCUUAUCCAUGGAGAGGUUCUAGGCAAAGGUUGCUUCGGUCAAGCUGUGAAGGUAACGCAUCAGGAGACAGGGGAGGUAAUGGUGAUGAAAGAGCUAAUACGAUUUGACGAAGAAACACAGAAGACAUUUUUAAAGGAAGUAAAGGUGAUGCGCUGCCUUGACCAUCCCAAUGUUCUCAAGUUUAUUGGAUUGUUUUACAAAGACAAGCGAAUACAUUUUGUCUCUGAAUAUAUCCAAGGAGGAACUCUUCGAGAAACCAUUGCAAAAAUGGAGGAAGAUUUCCCCUGGAAUUUAAGAGUUGGAUACGCUAAAGAUAUAGCCGCUGGAAUGGCAUAUCUGCACUCCAUGAACGUGAUCCACAGAGAUCUAAACUCUUACAACUGCCUGGUCAGAGAGGACCAGUCUGUGGUGGUGGCAGACUUUGGACUUGCCAGGCUGGUGAUGGAUGAACGGAGUCGGACCAAAACUUCAUCUCUGGAGCGGAGCGUGAAGGGGCCACUGUCAGAGCUGCGCAAACCUGACCGGAGAAAACGGUAUACUGUGGUUGGGAACCCCUACUGGAUGGCCCCUGAGAUGAUCCAUGGAAAAACCUAUGACGAACGUGUGGACAUAUUUUCCUUUGGGAUUAUGACUUGUGAGAUAAUUGGCAGAGUGAGUGCUGAUCCAGACUACCUUCCCCGAACUAACGACUUUGGACUAAAUGUAGAAAGUUUCCUCCAGCAGUAUCACUCUCCACUGUGUCCAUCUGUUUUCCUGCCAUUGGCUGUUCUGUGCUGUGACAUCGAUGCUGAUAAACGACCCUCUUUUUCAAAGCUGGAGGAGUGGCUGGACAACCUGCUAAUGAACCUGGAAAUCAGCCUGCCUUUGCUUUCCGAGUUGGAGCAACUCUGUCAAGCCUUCUGGAAGAUUCACAACCACCAAAACCAGAAUGAAACUCCUGAUCAUCAAGACAAUCUGAGCCCUAAGCUUUGUUCAGACGAAGCAAAUGGCCACACAGAGCCUAAUCACUAUCAAGGCCAAAGUAGCAAAACCGACAAAGACGUGAAUGGUGAGCAACUUGCACAUGGCCACAAUCUGAGGACUAAAUCACAACACACAAACCAGCCCUGCUGCGAGUCUAAAAGCUCAGACCCGGGGAAGAGCGAGUGCGAGUCUCAAGAGGACAGCAACGUUAAAGAACAAGCCAAACCGCAGAUUGAGCCGACACUGGUGGGCCGACCAAACAGGACUAGAAGAACUUGUAGAGUGCUAUGGGAAAGAUCUACGGAGGAUAGCUCGUUUCUCUGAAUCGUUCUCAACAUAACUGCAUUCAAGUGUUAGGGAAUAAACACAUUUUUUUGAGGACAUUGGUACCUUGGCACCAAAUAGAGAAACGUAUUUUAACCGAUUACUAUGAAUUAGAUGCACAAAAUGUGCAACUGCAGGUUUUUGAAGAGGUUUGCAGCUUGAUAUUAAUUAAAUAACAGUCCAUAAACCAGUAUUUAAGAAGCAAAGCUAAAGCCUAGUUCAACAGGAAUUUAAUUCAGUAUUUUUUACAACAAAAGGUAUACUGAAAAAACAUCCUGAAAUUUCUGAAAUUGCAUGGAUGGAUGCUCUCUUUUGAUAGACUGUGUUAUAGUUCCACAGAAUAUAAAUUACCUCAAGCACACAAUUUAACAUUUCUGUAUUGCAAGGACUGUUUACUACUUGAUAAGCAAGAGCAUGUCUGUCAUAAGCUCAAAUUGUCAAAUGGCUCCAAUUUCAAAUUGGUCCAGAAGCUGUGAAAUAUGUUAUUUUAUUCUUUAAGGUAUGUUUAAUUAUGUUUUUAGAUUGUCUUAUGUCUUGUCCCAUACACUGAGCUAUGAAAUAACUACUAAUGCUAUUAAACUGUAGAUAAUAUUCAAAAAUA